This is a messenger RNA of Xiphophorus couchianus (Monterrey platyfish), 8011 nucleotides long. RefSeq names its product chromosome 14 C4orf54 homolog (gene c14h4orf54). The record is from RefSeq and is a predicted model, not a curated record. Bases 85 to 4740 code for a protein of 1551 amino acids. The transcript has 2 exons. NCBI's taxonomy places the organism in Eukaryota, Metazoa, Chordata, Actinopteri, Cyprinodontiformes, Poeciliidae.
ACUUUUGGUCUGUACUGUAUAUAAAAUCUAAAUGGAGGCGACUACCGACCCCAGCUUGAGUCAUGUCCUAGACAGAACAAGGUUAUGUCUCUGGUUCCUUUUAGGACUUCACGUGCGCUGAGACGGGAUUUCUGGCGUGCUCCGGUGUCACUGGAGUCUGUCUGGCCAGACUCAGAGCUUUGUGCACAGCACCAUCUCUGGGCGACGGAAGAAGAAGUCCUUAGUGGCCCCAGCUGCGCGGCCGGCUUUGUGUCAGACACCAAAUGUAAGCUUAAACCCGUCGCGGCAGACAUGAAGACAGAGAGAAGAUGCGCCCCAACGCUGGCAGCGAGCGGGCAGGUGAUAGAUCUGCUCCAAAAAGACGAGCAAGACAUCCUGAAAACGCAGGACGAAACCAGAUAUGUUGAUUUGGAGUACGAGGACGAGAGGGUCUGUCGUUUUGGUCAGAGGAACCAAGUGUCUGUCAUUGUUAAAAAUAGUGGAUUUGAAGCUGUUUGCGCGUCGGAGCUGAACUCUGACCUGAAGGAGAUGCACACCAAGGAGGGAGAAAGCACCAGAGGUGAGAAAUGCAUGAAAGAUUUAAGAAAUAUCCCCUCUCCGUCAUCCUCACCUCACCUGAAAAAAAAUGAGACUACCCUACAAAUAGGAGAAAAUAGUGGUGAGAGUGCAGUUACGCACACCAAUGUGUCCAAAGGCAUGGACAGCAAGGCAGAGCGCGAGGAGGAAUCCCAUAGCACCAACAGCAAUCUGAGUCGGAGAAGCGAGUGUGAGGACUGUGAGGAGGCGGAUAAUGUCAGCCUGGUGCUCUCUGAUGAAUCUGCUCCGUGCUUAACCGAGGACCAUUACAUUACCACUCACGAGAUUCAGCUCUCGGAGUUCUCUGACCAUGAAGGGGACUACGACCUGGGCAUGGGCUCCUCCACUAGCUGGGACAUUGAAGAUGAGAGCCAGGUGUACCCAUUUGUAGGCUACUCCUUUGCAGGUGAGAGGGGGGCCUGUGGGGUGCCCUGCUCUGAGGGUGCCACGGUAGUAGCAGCAGCGGUCAGCACUCUGCUUGAAAGUGAUCUGAGCGACACGGCCAAGUUCUGUGUCUCAGAUGAGCCCGAACAGAAGCAGGGCGAAGGACAGAUCCACCUGUCAAUCAGAACCACAUCCCGAGCUAUAAAUGACCCCGGCAGCAUCCAAGAGGAGGAAAAUAUCCUUUAUCAUGCCAGGCGCUCCGGAGACAUGAGCCGCUAUGUGUUUAGGGGAGUGGAUGGGAAGGCAGAGACCUUUUGUGACAGGGCGAAGUGUUUCAUAGCCGCGCCUGGACGCCCGCACUUUGGCGGCAGAUUGAGGGGGAAAGAGGUCACCGAGUAUUCCAGCGGCACGUCCAGCGCUGUCAGCGAGCUGGACGACGCUGACAAGGAGGUGCGCAACCUCACAGCCAAAGCCUUCAAGAGCUUGGCCUACCCUUACUUUGAAGCCAUCAAUUUCAGCACCUCCAGUGAGUCCUCUGCAUCAGAGCAUGGCCGGAGGAAAAACAGGUGGUCCACGUUUCUGGAUCUGAAAUAUGGCAACGUGAACAUGUCUCAGGGGCUGGACCAAAGUGUGAUUUCCUGUCAAAAUCCUGCUGUCUCAUAUGAAAUAGGCAAAAACAGCGACAACAGAGGUUAUAAGGGCACCAUUCAGCCCACAAGUAAUAUCUUUUCUCUGAAAGCCAACCCCCGCAGCGCCUCGUCAUCAAAGCAGAUCCAGCUGAUGGGAAAGUUUGGGCAGGGCCACAGCGGAGUGAUCAGACUCACAGAGACACUGAAUUUUCGUUGCAAUGUCAAAUCGGGAAUGUCUGGGGAAGAAAGGCGCACCAACUUUGCACAAAACGCUGGGGGAUCACGUUCCACGGAUGAGGUUACCAAGAGCCUGCAAAGCAGCCAGCAGAGAGGGGCCAGCAAGCUGCCCUCUAAAACCAUGGAAGAUACUCAUAAGAAAACCAUAUUCGCUUCCAGUUUGUUAAAAAAUGUUCUUUCUAAGAAGAUGCAGUUUGAGCAGGAGCGCAGGAUGGAGAGGGGGGAGAUCAGCGAGCCGCACCAGGCGCCGUCUCCGGGCUUUGCGCUGCAGGAGAGCUACAAUAAGUGGAAGGGGAGCAGGGAGCUGGAGAGGCAGAGCUCCAAGUUCUCUGAGAGCGGCUCAGACUAUGCCAUAAUGUGCGUGGAUGAAUUAGGGGACUUUGUGGACAGCGGCUCAUGUGAUAGUAAGAGGCAAGACGCGUGUGCUCCUACAACAGAAACUAAUUUAAACUCGACCAAGGAAGCUGGGAUUGAUACUAAAAAAGGCGCCUUGCAUCGCAGCCAAAAUAGCGCGUUCAGAUGCUGGAAGGACGAGGAGCUAGAGUUUCAAAAGGAUCAUAAAAACCAUCAAACUCUGCUGGACAAGCUGCCUCCACUUGAUGACAAAGAGAGUGAGUGGGAUCCGUUCUCCGCAGGCUGCGAUAAACUGACUAAAAUGUCUCAUUUGUUUGUGCCAAAUAUCCAACUGCUGCCCAGUGACAGAGAGGUGCGACCGCAGCUGCAGAGAGGAGCUUAUUCCUGGAAUGGGAGCAACACUUUAUACAUCACAGACUCCAAGAGCUCAAAAUCAUCCAAAUCACCGGAAAUUAAAAUCAACCUGAGAAGCGUUAGAGACAAUAAAAUGGAAGAGUUUGGAGGCUCCAAGCUGCGCGCCUUGAAUAUUACCGCUAGCCCAUCGAGUCUGAUCAGAACAGAGGACUUCAAAUGCCAAGCCCUGGCUGCGGCUCUGAAGGGUGAGUCCUCAGAUAAAGCUCCGCACUUUAUGGUUCGAGACAUCCGAGAUAAUAAAGGGAAGUUACAAACUCCUAUUCACCAAGUCAGAGAUGUACGUAAGCUUGUUAAAAGUUCCUACCACUUUGUUUCCUUGGAUAAGAAUGAAAAUAAAUCAAACUCAUUUAGCUCUGAAAUUCCUUCAGAGCAAACAAAGCAGAUGCAAAACAAUAAUGCUAACUGUGUGUCCCCCAUGGUAAUAAAAUGUCAGUCUGUAAAUACUAACAAUGCAGAAAAACCUACCGGAAACCUUAAACAGGAGCAGUCUGACACACACAGAUCAUCUCCAGAGGGCGUUAAGAGUGCUCCACUCCAGAAGGCAUCAGGGAGAGCAGCAAAUAUCUCAAACAGCUCAGAAGGAAGCACUGGGAUGAGCAAUGGGGGCAAAACAGGUGCAACAAGGCAAGAAACAGCGUCAGAGAUGGCAGAAAAUAAAUUGGAGUCAAAAGUGGCAAAUCAGGUGGCUUUGGAGAAACUCCAGGCCGCGGUAAAAACCAUGGAGCAACUUUAUGUGUUUGAUAAAAAUGAGUGGAGGAGAAAGCGUGAGCCUGAUCAUCUGAUGGACAGCCAUGUGCUGUCACUGAUAGCCAAUGAAGAGCAGCAAGAGUCUGAGGAAAGAGGAGGGAGAGGGUUCAAUACAGACAAAGCAGUCAGAAGAGAUUCCUACCCAAAUAUAGACAAGACCCCCCCGGCAUUAUCGGUGCCCUCCAGCACUGACAGCUCCCUAAGGUGGCUAGAUAAAGACCUACUUAAAGUGAUUCAGUCAUCCAACAGGCAUGAUGAAAGGUUGGUCACUAAGACAGUCCAAACAGUUGGCACCUUAGGGAGCAAGAACAUGUCCAGCUUUAGUUCCAAACCCAAGGCCUACACAGCUGCUGAUGUUCCUCAAUCAAACACCGCCCCACACACACCUUUCAGUGGCAAAAGAUUUGCACCGAAGUCUCCUAAAUUGCCUGUGUCAUUCAAAACCAGUCAGACAGGAGUUAGUGGGAAGGAAGAUGCUGAACAGAGGGGAGUGGACCGAUUUGAGCAUCAAUUUUCAGGUGCAUCGGUUGACAAUGAGAACUACCUAACCAUCCCGGUCAAAUUUCAGCCCAACAACAGUAAAAUGGCAGCAUCUGCAGAUAAAACAUCAAUAAAGACUCUUCACCAUCAGUCACUGCCAACCCCUAAUGCAGUACAUGAAGAUUAUGCCUCUAGAGUCCAGGAUGGCCACAGUCAGAGGACAAAAUGCUCAAGUAUUGUAAUGAAGACCCAUUCACCAGAGAUCCCCUCUGCUACUAUUUAUCACUCCCUGCCAAUGGCUGUGUCUGCCAAUCAGCCACAAAUGUAUUGUUUUUCCCCAGCAAUCACUCCAGCCCCCACCCUGGACCCCUUUCAGGGGACACAGAGGAAAAUGCUGCUGGAUCCCACCACUGGGAACUACUACCUGGUGGACACGCUGGUGUCCCCAGCCACAAAGCGUCUUUUUGACCCAGAAACGGGCCAGUACAUGGAUGUAGCCAUGCCACAGCCUCCAAUGACACCAGUACCAAUGCCUAUCUCGCCGCUAGCGCUCAGUCCUGGAGCAUAUGGUCAUACCUACAUGAUCUAUCCAGGCUUUAUGCCAACCCCUUCAGUGAUACCUGCUCGAACGCUGGUACAGUCACAGAUGUCCAUGCCACCAGAGGUAGAGGGCAUGGAGAAGUCUUCCUCACAGCAGACUGAAGGAAUGUACAUGGAGAGUCCUUUCUAUAUGGCAACUGGGAAGCCUCCCCAGACAGCUUCAGGGGCCCAACAGCAUGGUGCCCCCAGUAGGCCACAGCAUGGAUGUUCCAGCAUGAACCAGCCAGUCAUCAACAUCACCUCCCAGCAAGGGCCAAGGAUCAUUGCCCCACCCUCGUUUGAUGGGACCACCAUGAGUUUUGUGUUAGAGCACAGAUGAGUCGCUAAGCUGGACAGGACUGGAGCUUUCGUGAUCAUUGACCACCUCUCGGUUUAUCCUCUUCAUUGUUUUACACUGAUGUUAAGUCUGCUGAUCAAUGUAGUUGUUCAGGUAUUCUAUCUAACUGCUGCUGAUUUAAAAAAAAAACUUUCUACAAGAUUGUAAUUCAUGCUUUUUUACACCACUGCUAAACCAAGAAUCAAUUCCUUUGAAGGGAUUAUUUACCCACUCCUGAAACUAAAUAGAGUUUGAUUUGGAAAAUUUUUAUUUUCCAAAUCAAAAUAAAGAUUGAUUUAUCUAGUUUCUUCUCAUUUUAAAAUGAAAAGGAACUACUUGUUUUGAAGACAUUUACACAUCUUUAUACAGUUAUGAAUCCAAGAACCUGUUCCCUGUUAGAUUUUGUUGAAUUUAUCAAAGGGUUUUUACAACCUUAAUUGUCAUGAUGACUUCUUCUGUGUUGGUGCUUUAUGAUGCACACAAAUCAGUGUUGAUUCAAAGCACUUUAUGUGCAUAAUUUACAUUAUUGCACAUUUUUUAAAAGUUAAGGUUGGAAAAAAAUGUAAUGUGACAUGUUGUCUUUUGUUUGUACUGGUUUCUUUGAGAAUGUGGAGCUGCUGGACAGUCCUUGUUAAUACAUGUCAGGCAUCAUUGUUAUUCCAGAUUAUUCUUUUAGAAUGAAUGGUAUGAGUAACUGACAGAGAUGAAUGCAUUUGUUAUGAGAGAGCAUAACACUGAAUUAUAUUUCACUCCCAUUUUUAGAAAUGUCAUCUUGCCAUUUGUUUUUUUGUGUCUUUUAGGGGAAGUGUCCUCUAUUUAUACUUUGUACAUAGUUUUUUUUUUUUCCAAAGUAAGCCUGAUAGUGGCACACUUUUUAAAGUCUUACACUAAGAUUCUGCCGUAAACUUUCUGAAGAUAGUAGGACUUUUAGGGUUAAGUGGAAGUAGGGUUUGCAAGACAAGAAAAUGAAUGGUUGAGACUUUGUGAGGGAUGUAUGGGUGAAGAGUGGAGGGACUUUGUAGAAGUAUGGCAAAAAGCUGGACUUGAUAUGUUAUGUUUUCACUUUGUUCAACUGAUUUUUUGUUUUGUUUUGUUUUUCUGCAUAAAAAAUGACUUCACAAAGUUAGGUCUUGACUUUGCAAAUGUGAAGAUGGUAUAUGUUGAAAUACAUAAUUAAAACAGUACUUUGGAACUGUAAAUGUUUAUUACAUAUUCACAAUGUUAAAUUGAGGUUGUUUCUACUCUUAUAUUGUACUUUAUUACAACACAAAAACAAACAUUUCUCAAGUUAUGUUUCUGCAGUCACUUGUUGACUGACGCAUGAAAUCAGUGGUGGUUCUUUCAGGAAUGGUUCCCUGGCCAGAGCCCCUUCUAAUGAUAUCCUCAACCAAUUCAAACUAAAGCAAAUACGGUAGAUGAUUUUCCAGGAGAAAGCUUGUAACCUAUAGGUUCCCAGUACUCAGUCAGAAGCAAGGAAAAUUACAUGCAUACAAGUAGUAGCAAACUUGUUCAGGGCACAACUGCCAGAUAAGAUGUGUCUUAUUUUGUACUUCUUAGAUGCCUGGCCCCCCUUUCUAAAGGGUUUGCAAACCACUAGAUGAAAACAUCCCUAAUUCAUAUUUUCCUUUUUUUGUUGCUACAUUAUAAAAGUUUCCUCAAAAAUUGCAUGACAAUAGAGGAAUCAGGGUUUAUAAGUUCAGUGGACUCCACAGUCACCAGAUCUCAAUGCAAAACAGAAUAUAGUGGAACAGGUGGAUCUCAUUAUGGAUUUUCAACUAAAAAAUCUGCAGUAACUGUAUGAUGCUGGUAUGUCAAUAAAGACCAAAUCUGCUUUGACACUGCAAUGCAGCCAGAUCCACCAUACUGUAUGGUGAAGGUGUUGGAACAGGAUAUAAAACAGUAAUGCUUGAAUACAUAUUUAUUAAGUCAAAUUUUAUUUCCACUGGAGCACUUCCUCUCCCAAAAACCUUUGAAGCAAAUAAUGUCCUGUAAAAUAAUUAGAACUUAGCACACACUACUUGAUAAGCUUGGUUAUGCUCAUACUGAAAGAACACAGCCACAACUAAAUAGCAAACUACAGGGUCUGAGUCUGUGGUUUAGAUGAGUGUAAAACUAACUCAGCUUUGUUUAUGUAGAGCAGUGAGCAUUAAAAGGUUCCUCUGUUGCCUGGGGAUCCACAGUAAGUGGGUCAGAGGAGGAUGGAGGUACUGGUUGAGUACAUGCAGGGUCAGGUUGCAGAUCUCCAACUGUAUCCUCAGAGUCAUCCUAUCUGAGUGUGUCGAUGACACAUACCAUCACACCCAGAGCCAUGCCACACACUCACAUAACCCUGACUAAUGUGCAAUGCAUCCCACAAUUAACACUCUAUCAGGCUUAAAGAGUUUUUAUAAAAACAAGCCUUUAAAUAGACUUGUUAUUAAUAUGAGUAUUUACUCCGUCCAACAAUUUCCUCUUGUGGGCUUUAGGUUUGUCAAGUUGUCUCUGAACAAACCGUUAGUCUUGUGAUUAUGUGAAAUGUUUCUUCAGUACAUACAACUUCACACUAGUUUUUAUUAUGAUUCAACGCAGGUCAAUAUCUGUGCAUGGCAUCAAAUUUGGAACAGAAAAGCUGAAAAUUUAAAAUGAUUCUAAGCAAAGAGGUCUUUAUUUCAAAUCCGAUGUAGUCCUCAAUUUGACUAUAUAAUGUAGCGUUUCUCAACCGGGGCGGUACUUGGGGGGCGUUCAGAAGACGGCUUGGGGCGCUGGCAGAAAUUUUUACAAAAGGGGGGCGCUGGGAUUCUUUUGGGGGGCGUUUGCUUAAAGGUAAACUUUACAUCUUAAAUGCACAACAAUACCAGUUUAGACUUUGAGCAACUUGCUAAAACUGUACUGUGUAACAUUCAAACAUGCUUGGCUACAAAUGUAUCAAUGGCAGCUCUUCUCUUCAGUGUUUGUUAGCUUUUGGCGCAGCUCCGCGCUCCUGCUACUGGUAGCUUCACCGCAUCAGUUCAGCGAUACACCGUCUGAUGACGUUGCUGUUAUUCACUUGUCUGGUGUCUGAUUUUCAAAUAUUUUAUGUUUUAUUGAGGAUUUUUGUACAUAUGUUUUGGCAGUGCUGUGAUCAUGUCAAAGCAGCAAAUUAUAUUAAAAAGUGUUUUAAUGUUCGUCUGGAUGCUGCACGUUUCCAUGGAAGGACAACAGAAAAUCUCGCUUAUAAACUUGUCACGAUAUCCUCCCUAUGUAUCUCUCAGAAAAAUGAACCCAUUUAAAUAAAGAAAUCCCUCCAUGAAUGAUA